This is a messenger RNA of Leucoraja erinaceus (little skate), 2759 nucleotides long. RefSeq names its product GDNF family receptor alpha 2b (gene gfra2b). Gene Ontology annotation, cellular component: external side of plasma membrane; signaling receptor complex. Gene Ontology annotation, biological process: nervous system development. Gene Ontology annotation, molecular function: signaling receptor activity. Bases 835 to 2247 code for a protein of 470 amino acids. The record is from RefSeq and is a predicted model, not a curated record. Lineage: Eukaryota; Metazoa; Chordata; Chondrichthyes; Rajiformes; Rajidae. The transcript has 9 exons.
CGAGGGGAGGGGUGCACGAGUCUAGUUCUCUGUGGUCGUGGCUGUAAUCGCCGCUGGAAGCAGCGGAGAGAGGCAGAGAGAGAGGCAGAGAGAGAGAGGCGGCGGCUGGGAGCCGCAUAUAGAGGGGCGGCGGCUGGACGGGACCCUCACACCCACACCCACACCCACACUGUCCCGGGGCAGAUCUUGCAUCAACUAGCUGCCGGGCGCUUCGCCUUUGCCGGUCCCGGAGCUGGACUGCGGACAGACGGACGGACGGGAUGGAUUGGCGCUGGAGCCGGGCUCUCUCGCCUGUCAGUCGCUGAAGCCCCUUGGAGCAGCGGGGGGAGUGUGUGCGUGUGUGUGUGUGUGUGUGUGUGUGAGAGAUAGAGAGAGAGAGUGAGUGAGAGGGAGGGAGACAGAGUGUGAGAGAGAGAGAUAGUGUGUGUGAGAGUGUGAGUGUGAGAGAGAGAGUGAGUGUGAGAGAGAGCGAUAAAGAGAGAGAGAGAGAGAGAGACAGUGAGAAAGACAGAGAGACAGAGUGUGAGAGAGAGGGAGAGUGUGAGUGUGUGAGUGUUAGAGAGAUAGUGUGUGUGUGAGAGAGAUAGUGAGUGUGUGAGAGAGAUAGUGAGUGUAUGUGAGAGAGAGUGAGUGUGAGUGUGAGAGAGAGACAGUGAGUGUGUGAGUGUUAGAGAGAUAGUGUGUGUGUGAGAGAGAUAGUGAGUGUGUGAGUGAGUGUGAGAGAGAGUGAGUGUGAGUGUGAGAGAGAGAUAGUGAGUGUGUGUGUGUGUGUGUGUGUGAGGGAGCGCACACCCCCUUCUGGAUCAAAGCGGCGUCUGUGGAGAUUGUUUUAACAUGAUCUGUGCAAACCUGCUCUUCAUUCUGAUCGUUAUAGAUGAGAUGCUGCAGUGUGUCGGUGACCCAGCUCUGGCAGCGGGCUUGAGCGUGGACUGCGUGACGGCCAAUGAGCAGUGCGCGGCAGAGUCGAGCUGCAGCAGCCGCUACAGAACACUGCGUCAGUGUCUGGCUGGGAAAGCAGCCAUGCUCUUCGGACCCCAGGCCAAGAAUGAGUGCAUCGUGGCAGUGGUGGCCCUGCAGCGCAGCACGCUCUUCGACUGCCGCUGCAAGCGUGCCAUGAAGAAAGAGAAGCAGUGCCUGGCCAUCUACUGGAGUAUCCACCAGAGUUUGCAACAAGGAGAUGACCUCUAUGAAAACUCCCCAUACGAACUGAUUAACUCUCGUCUUUCUGACAUAUUCCGACUCGCUGCUAUCAGCUCAGGAAUGGAGGCUGCGGGAGCGCGGGGGAACCAGUGCCUGGAUGCAGCCAAGGCCUGCAACCUGAACGACACCUGCAAGAGGUACCGCUCCAUUUACAUCUCCACCUGCGUCAAGCGCACCUCCGCCACGGACAGCUGCAGCCGCCGCCGCUGCCACAAGUCGCUGCGGCAGUUCUUUGACCGCGUGCCGGCCGAGUACAGCUACCGGCUGCUCUUCUGCUCCUGCAACGACCCCGCCUGCGCCGAGCGGCGGCGACAGACCAUCGUGCCCGCCUGCUCGUACGAGAGCAAGGACAAGCCCAACUGCCUGGCGCUACACCAAACCUGCAAGACCGACCACGUGUGCAGGUCGAGACUAGCUGACUUCUUGUCCAACUGCCAGCCCUCCGCCCAGGCUGGGAGCGGCUGCUUCAGGGAAAACUACGCUGCCUGCCUACUAUCUUACUCUGGACUGAUCGGGAGUGACAUGACGCCAAACUAUGUGGACACGGCAGACGUGGUGGUGGCACCCUGGUGCUCGUGCAGCGGCAGUGGCAACCAGAAGGAAGAGUGCGACAAGUUUCUCAACUACUUCAAGGAGAACGUCUGCCUCAGAAAUGCGAUGCAAGCUUUUGGCAACGGCACAGAUGUGAAUUUGUGGAGGAGUUCCCUGCCCACCCAGACCACAACGCUACUGAAGUCCGACAAAACGGUGCAGAGUGCCCAGCCAUCCGACCACAUCAAGGAGAUCACCACAGCAGACGAUGCCAACAUUCUCAGCAUAUGCCCGGGUCCGCAGGAUAAUGGGUCAAAGUUCAAUAUCUCCAAAGAGCAGAGACAUUGCCUUCCCGAGACACAAGUCCCGACUCUGAAUCAGGACAAGAUUAAAGACAUGGAUAGAGUAACAAGCUACACAAACCCAAGGAACGGGAACUCCUUUGGUACAUGUCUCUGUGCCAAUGUGGCCUGGGUGGCCAUUUCCAGUUUGACCAUAACAAUCCUGACAUCAUAGGAGCCUCAAGGAGCCUAGAAGAAUUCAGGUCUCCACAUCCAUUCCGACUUAAUUGAGAAAUAUCCCCCCCGGGGGAGAGAAUGCAGACUGAAUUUUACUGAAUUUUAAAGAAGAGAGUGAAGGAGAGAGAGAGUGAGAGUGCGAGAGAGAGAGAGAGAGAGAUGGGGGAGGGGGGGGGGGGGUGAAAAGUUGUGUUUGUUUGCUAAAAGUGUGUGACAAAGAGUUGUCUCCCAAACCAUAGGCUUAUCAUGGAAACAACGUUACAAACCGACUCGGACCUUGGGUCUUAAGUGAACGAACUGCUGUCUCCACGCACCGGGCUGGCUGCACCAGCACUGUGUCUUGGCCCCCCCCUGGGGGAGUCAGCUGUCACCUUUUUUGGGCUCCGAUCUCCAGAGCCUUGCGAUCUGAGUAGCGCCUGCCACGUCACAGCAGCCCAGGUGGAAGGAGAGAAUUGUGAUUCCAAUUCAGCGACCCCACUGCUGUGGGGCCCAUCAUGGUUGUGUCAAACU